AUGGGGUUCACCACCAGCUCCAAAAACAUCCACCUCCGCAGCAUCAAGACGGCGGCAGGCGAUCAUAUCACCAACCUCUGCGCGGAUUGCAAGGAUGAACAUGGGCAAUGGAUUUACCGGGAGGUCACGCUCGACUGGUAUAUCGGCGUCGACCAGCCGACUGGGCGGUUCCUGCUGGGCUCCCCCCUAUUGGGCUCCUUAAUUGAAUGCAAGUACCUGACGGGGUACUCAUCCAAGUUAGAGCUCACGGCUGGCGGGGCGGUCCUGCUCUGCACCAUGGACGGCAGCUACAACCACCGGCUGAAUACCCUAGCCUUGGAUUUGAUCUUCCAUAACGACAAGGGAGACCUGGUCUAUCAACUCCCCCCCAAGAAUGUCCGAUCGCGACUGACUCACCUGACGCUGCAAUUUCCGGCAGUCCUCCACGGCUUCGCGUUCACUCGCUACGGGACAUUGUGCCCGACCUCGUUGGACCUGGACAAGCACCUGACCAAUGAGAAUGGCAUACUCAAGAGGAAGAAAGACGGCAACUUCAGCCAUAGCGCCAUCGAGCUCGGCCUCAACUCUAACUGGGCGCUCAUUGGCCAGUUGGAGGACUGGCACCACACAUACCAUCUGAUCAACUGCUGGCAGCUGAUGGACGAGUGGGUGAGCAUCACUGACGAGGGUGAACUCGCCAUGGAGGAUCCCGCGGGCACCUGGGAUCUGCGAGGACCCUUCUUCCGACUGCUAGAGGAAAUCCCCCUGAUUGGAUAUAUUGUGGCGGGUAUCGAUGAACUGGAGGGGGACCAUGACGAAGCCGUGCGUGCAGCAGCCGAAUGUACCUACGCGACCAUCUGCUUGGCGGCAGCCCUGGUCGGCGGCGCGCUGCUCGGGCCAGUCGGGGCAGCUGUUGCCUCGGGAGUCACGGGCUAUGCUGGCCUGUACGCAAAGAAAGCCAUCGGGCAGCACAUCAGCAAUCCGAAGAUGCGCAAUGAGGUGACCGCGAUCACCAUCUAUCGCGUCCUGGUGGCGGAACUGACCCUGAUCGCCGGCGUGGGGCUGGAAGGGCUAUCAGGUGCGUUCAGUGAGCUUAUCGUCGAGGAGCUGAUGGCGGAGGGUUUUGGCCAGCUGGCAGUCAGUAUGGGGAAGAUGUUGGCCGAGAAGGGAUUGGAGGGUCUGUCCGAGAUCGUGAAGAAUCUGGUGGACGCGAUCCAGCACGGCAAGUCCGAAGACGACAUUAAACACAUGUUUGAUGACUGGGAGAAUGAUGGCGUGGAUCUGUUGAAUGAUCCCACCCCGAAGAAGGAUGACCCGCCGCCACCACCGAGACCCUCUCCCCCGACUGAUGAAGACACCAACAUGGAGAGGGGCAUGGAAGCUUACGUAUACCCUCGCGAUCCGGCGCCCCAUCCUAUCAAGGAUGAUGGUACCGGGUGGGAUGAAAGCGGCGGCGGCACCGGGCUAGGGAGGAAAAAGAAGAAGAUGAGGGACCAGUUGGGCCACGGUCAGUGGUUGAUGUCGACAGGUCACCCAACCACAACCUCCUUGGCCAGGAUCACCAGUGAGCUGGACAGGGUAAGCCUUGGUACGGGCUACACCUUGACGUUGAAUGGGGAUGGACUGCAGGCAACCAACUCCAACCACCAGGAAUUCCUCUUUCGGCUAGAUAUGGCCCGACUCCUAGCGGGAUUGGACAGCCCUAACUCAGGCGAUGCAAACGCCAACAUCAAUUUCUACGACGAUGAGGGGUAUCGGUUGUGCUUGCAUGUCUCCUUCCGGCCGUCCACGAACGUCCUGCACAUCUCGCAGUGGUGGGACGGAAGCUGGCGUAACGCCUGGUGGGCCCCCUUCUCCAAGGUCUUCGCCAACAUGCAGCAAGGACGGGAUGGCUGGCUCCGUGUCGUGAGGAACACGGACUUCUUCUACGACUUCGAAACAUUCAACCUGGAUGACCAUAACGAGCGAGUUCAUGGGGCAACUUGGAGUGUUAGAGCUGCCGCUUGGACGGUCCAAUCUGUGAAGUAUGCCGGGUCGCCGUCUUUGUUUGGUGAGAGAAUCGAGGUUCAUAUCUAG
This is a messenger RNA of Aspergillus bombycis, 2055 nucleotides long. RefSeq lists its product as uncharacterized. Lineage: Eukaryota; Fungi; Ascomycota; Eurotiomycetes; Eurotiales; Aspergillaceae. The record is from RefSeq and is a predicted model, not a curated record. Bases 1 to 2055 code for a protein of 684 amino acids. The transcript has 5 exons.